AUGAGGCUUCAAAUGAUGCUUGGAUAUGUCAUGUUCAUGUUUGGCAGUUUGUCCGUUGCAUUAGGCGCCUUCGUGGGAAUAAACAUCGGAACCGAUCUUUCCAACCUCCCAUCACCGGAGGAAGUGGUGGCAAUCCUCAGAUCCCAUCAAAUCACACACAUCCGCCUUUUCGAUUCCGACAACCACCUACUUAGUGCACUUUCCGACACCGGAAUCGAAGUCAUGGUAAGUGUAACAAACAACGAAGUCCUCCGCAUCGGCCAAUCUCCGGCGGCCGCCGCCUCAUGGAUCAACAAAAACGUAGCGGCAUUCGUCCCCUCCACCAACAUCACCGCCAUUGCAGUCGGCAGUGAAGUCCUCUCCACCAUCCCCAAUGCCGCCCCGGUUUUACUCCCCGCCAUGAACAACCUCCACAAAGCCCUAGUUUCCUCAAACUUAAACUACCAAAUCCAAGUUUCCACCCCGUUUUCCAUGGACAUGAUCCCGAGGCCAUUCCCGCCAUCCGCCGCCACUUUCAACACCUCAUGGGACUCCACAAUUUCCGAUAUCCUUCGGUUUUUAAGCACCACAAAAUCGGUUUUCAUGUUGAACGCGUAUCCAUACUACGGUUACGUCCAAAGUAAUGGAAUUUUCCCGAUUGAAUACGCGCUUUUCAAAUCACUUUCACCGGUCAAACAAAUAGUUGACCCGAAUACACUCUUCCAUUACGAUAGCAUGUUUGAUGCGAUGGUGGAUGCUACUUAUAAUGCCAUGUCAGCAUAUAAUUCCUCGGGGAUUAUUCCAAUUGUUGUGACUGAAACCGGGUGGCCAUGGGCGGGUGGUGGUAAUGAACGUGAUGCCACCGUGGAAAAUGCUGAAAUUUUUAAUAAUAAUUUGAUAAAACGGGUUUUGAACGGGUCGGGCCCGCCUAGUCAGCCGAUGAUUCCGAUGAAUACGUAUAUUUAUGAACUGUUUAAUGAAGAUAAUAAACGGGGCCCGGAAUCCGAGAAAAGCUACGGGGUGUAUUUUAGUAAUGGAAGUUCCGUUUAUGCCCUUGGGUUGGAUAUAUCGGGGGGAAUGACAGUGAAUGCUUCUUCGGGUGGAUUUUGUGUUGCUAGAAAAGGAGCGGAUGUGAGUAGCUUGGAAGACGGUUUGAAUUGGGCUUGUGGGCCCGGCCAGGCGAAUUGUAGUGCGAUUCAAGCGGGUCAACCGUGUUAUAUGCCGGAUACGGUUGAAAAUCAUGCUUCGUUUGCUUAUAAUGAUUAUUAUCAGAGAAUGCGGAGUGUUGGUGGGACAUGUGAUUUUAGUGGUACAGCUGUAACUACCAUGGUUGAUCCGAGUUAUGGAUCGUGCAUAUUUACAGGAAGUACAAAUUCCAGCAUCGGUGGAUUGGUUCCACCUGCAUUUGGGCCAGUGGGGCCCCCUGGAGCAACUGAUAUUCAGGCUCUUAGUGUUUUAAUGCAGAGUGUUGAAUAUGAUGAAAUUCAACAGGAAUUCUAG
This is a messenger RNA of Lactuca virosa, 1479 nucleotides long. NCBI's taxonomy places the organism in Eukaryota, Viridiplantae, Streptophyta, Magnoliopsida, Asterales, Asteraceae. The record is from the annotation of a GenBank genome assembly.